GCGGCCACCAAGACCUGAUGACACCCUGGGCUCACAGCCCGCCAUGCCCUGCCCUCUUAGAGCCCAGGAUUUCACGGAAUUCUUGGAAGGUGGCUGAGAGGAAGGGCUGCUGUUACCCCGCAGGAGCCAGAGCCGACGGCGGAUGCGCGGCCGGUGUUUUCCAGCCCCAGCUCACGACGGAGCCACGGCGCACUCGGGUGCCCAAGGCAACGCCAGACCGGCUGCCAUUACCGCCUCUGCCCUGCCAGCCCGGCAGGCUGGGAGAGCCGGGAGAGCUCAGUGCGUGACCAGAGCCCCCGGAGCGCCCCCAGCAGCGGCCCCGCUCCCGCGGCGCCGGGCCGGCGGCAGCGGGCAGGGCACGGCGGGCCGGCGGCGCUCCCGCCCGCGGAACUUGCGCACAGGCCGCCGCCCCCCUUCCGGCAGCCGCGGCCGGGCCGCGCAGGAGGCGGGCUGAGAUGGCGGCUGCCGUGCCCGGCGCCUCCCGGGCCCGCGCCGCCGCCGCGCUGCUGCUGCUGCUGGGCUGCUGCGGCGCGGCGCUGCCCGGCGGCCUCCAGGAUCAAGCAGAGCAGUUUUUUAGAAGUGGACAUACGAAUAACUGGGCAGUUUUGGUGUGUACAUCUCGAUUCUGGUUUAAUUAUCGUCAUGUGGCAAAUACUCUUUCCGUGUACAGAAGUGUCAAGAGGCUGGGCAUUCCUGAUAGUCACAUUGUCUUGAUGCUGGCAGACGAUAUGGCAUGUAAUCCCAGAAAUCCCAAACCUGCUACUGUGUUUAGUCAUAAAAACAUGGAGCUGAAUGUCUAUGGAGAUGAUGUGGAAGUGGAUUACAGAAGCUAUGAGGUUACUGUGGAAAAUUUCUUGCGUGUUUUAACGGGAAGAAUCCCACCAAGCACACCACGAUCGAAACGUCUUCUUUCUGAUGACAGAAGCAAUAUUUUAAUAUAUAUGACAGGCCAUGGUGGAAAUGGUUUCCUAAAAUUUCAGGAUUCUGAAGAAAUCACAAAUGUAGAGCUUGCUGAUGCCUUUGAACAAAUGUGGCAGAAAAGAAGGUACAAUGAAUUGUUGUUUAUUAUUGAUACUUGUCAAGGAGCAUCCAUGUAUGAACGAUUUUAUUCACCCAAUAUAAUGGCCUUGGCUAGCAGCCAAGUAGGAGAAGAUUCUUUAUCACAUCAGCCUGACCUGGGGAUUGGCGUUCACCUCAUGGACAGAUACACCUUCUAUGUGUUAGAGUUCUUGGAAGAAAUCCAUCCAGCCAGUCAGACAAAUAUGAAUGACCUAUUCCAGGUCUGUCCAAAAAGCUUGUGUGUUUCCACGCCUGGGCACCGGACAGACCUGUUCCAGCGAGACCCUCAGAACGUUCUGAUCACGGAUUUCUUCGGCAGCGUCAGGAAGGUGGAGAUCACUGCAGAGAGGCUUUCCCUGGACAGGGAUGUGCCUGGCCUGGAAAGCAAGUUUCCAGAGGAGGAGUUGGCAGCAGAGCCACUAAAAUAUGCUGAACAACUUCCUGUAGCUCAGAUAAUACACCAGAAACCAAAACAAAAGGACUGGCAUCCACCUGGAGGAUUUAUUUUAGGACUCUGGGCAUUGAUCAUCAUGGUUUUCUUCAAAACAUAUGGAAUCAAGCACAUGAAACAUGUCUUCUGAACUGGAGCAAAAAAGAUACUUGCACUGGCUGCUACUUUGGGUUCCUGGGUAUCUCCUGUGUUCCCUUCAUGUGGAUUAUAGUUGUGUUGAAAUACUGUGUUGACAUCUUGCUUCUAAAGAUUCUUUUGAAGCCAUCUCUUCUGCCCCUUUUUCUGGAAAGAUUCUAAAAAGUGGUUUUAAUGUUACUGUUAUUUCACUUUGUCUUGAUUUAAACAUAUUUUAAUGCUUUUCUGAGCAUUUUUUCUUUUUGGUUAAACUUAAAAAGGGCAGGAACUAAACCCAAUUACAAGAUUUCUGUGGUUGCUUCUGGAUUGUGAAUGGGCAAAUUCUUUCCACCAUACUUUAAAGUAAAUCUUAGAAGAAGUCACCUCUUACUAAAGAACUGGACGUUGUGGAGAACGUUAUUUAAGAUGUCAAUCUGUCAAUAAAAACUUUAGCAUGGCAUAUUGAAAGCUUUCUUCACAAAAAUAAAAAUACUCUGGAAUAUAUUGAUUUCUUUUUUAUUAUUAUUUUUUGUUCCCUGUUAAAUAAAACCCUUACAUCAGUCCUUUCGCCUUAGAUAGUUCUGAGUCUAGAAUUCUAUGAGUUGGUGAAAGUAAAACAAAAAUUAUAUGACUUUGCUGAAUCUACUUAAAAAGAAGGCCAAAAAAAGUGAAAGGACUUCACCAUGUCCAUUAGAAACCCUUCACAGAUGUUGUAUUUUCACUGCAUAUAAUAUGGACUUGGAUGCUUUCAGAAUUUUCAGUGCACUGGACUCUGCACUGAAGAAAAUCAGCUCUGGCAUCAGGAUGAAGAACGUUAUAAAUUGUACCAUUGUAUUCUGUAGUUUCUGAGCCCCUAGAAAAUGUGCUUUGUUGCCUGUGUUUUGUAAAUUCUGGUUCGGCAUAUUGUUGUGUUCUUCCUGGACAUUUACUGAUGAAUGUGUGCUAGAGGGGUUUUGUCUGUAUAAUACAGUGAUAUUUGUGAAGAGAAGAGCAAAUCUGUGCAUGUGUAGAAACACAUCAGUCAGUGAGGAGAAGCUUUUGCCCCGUGCUUUUGGAACAUGUUCUCUCCUUAACCAAAAUAAAGCUUACCUGACACAGUCA
Messenger RNA from Melozone crissalis (California towhee), 2725 nucleotides. RefSeq names its product phosphatidylinositol glycan anchor biosynthesis class K (gene PIGK). NCBI's taxonomy places the organism in Eukaryota, Metazoa, Chordata, Aves, Passeriformes, Passerellidae. Gene Ontology annotation, biological process: attachment of GPI anchor to protein; proteolysis; protein localization to cell surface. Gene Ontology annotation, molecular function: GPI-anchor transamidase activity. Gene Ontology annotation, cellular component: GPI-anchor transamidase complex. The record is from RefSeq and is a predicted model, not a curated record.